This is a messenger RNA of Melanaphis sacchari, 1455 nucleotides long. Its product is annotated as alpha-N-acetylgalactosaminidase-like. Gene Ontology annotation, molecular function: alpha-galactosidase activity. The coding region runs from base 48 to 1328 and encodes 426 amino acids. Lineage: Eukaryota; Metazoa; Arthropoda; Insecta; Hemiptera; Aphididae. Gene Ontology annotation, biological process: glycosylceramide catabolic process; glycoside catabolic process; oligosaccharide metabolic process. Gene Ontology annotation, cellular component: cytoplasm. The transcript has 9 exons. The record is from RefSeq and is a predicted model, not a curated record.
AUAAUUACUAGAUAAAUUAAAUACUUGCAGUUAUUAUUUUAUUAAAAAUGUUUUCUUAUAUAAUUAAAAUUAAAGUAUGGUUGUGUGUAUUAGUUGCCUGCAAAAUUGCAUUAGCACUUAAUAAUGGAUUAGCUUUAACACCACCAAUGGGUUGGCUUGCUUGGCAACGAUUCAGAUGUACUAUAGAUUGUGAAACUUUUCCAGAUGAAUGCGUAAGUGAAAACUUGUUUAUGAGAACCGCUGACUUAUUAGUAAGUGAAGGCUAUGAUAAAGUUGGAUACAAAUAUGUUGUAAUUGAUGAUUGUUGGAUGACACAUAAUCGAACAACAGAUGGAAAAUUGCAAGCUGAUCCAAAACGAUUUCCGCGUGGAAUUAAAGCUUUAGCUGAUUAUGUACAUUCAAAAGGGUUAAAAUUUGGAAUUUAUGAAAGUGUUGGAACAAAAUCUUGUGAAGGAUAUGCAGGUAUUAAAGGUUAUGAAAAAAUUGAUGCUCAAACAUUUGCAGAAUGGGGAGUUGAUUAUGUGAAAUUAGACGGAUGCUACACAGAUGAACGAAAUAUGGACACAAGUUUUCCACAGUUUGGAAAAUAUUUGAAUGAAACUGGAAGACCAAUGAUUUACUCUUGUUGUUGGCCAUUUUAUCAAGAAAUUAAAGGAAUGCGGGUAAACUAUACACUUGUAUCACAAUCAUGUAAUUUAUGGAGAAACUAUGGAGAUAUACAAGAAUCGUAUGAUUCUUUAAUUGACGUGCUUGAUACUUUUGCGGUGAAACAAGAUAUUUGGGCUCAAUAUGCAGGUCCAGGACAUUGGAAUGACCCAGAUAUGUUAUUAAUUGGAAAUUUUGCAUUGAGUCACGAGCAAAGCCAAACACAAAUGGCACUAUGGGCUAUUUUAGCUGCGCCUUUAUUUAUGUCAAAUAAGUUAUCUACUGUCGAACCAAACUUCAAGAAAAUAUUACAAAAUACUGAAGUGAUUGGUAUAAAUCAAGAUAAACUUGGCAUACAAGGCAAAAGAAUCUAUAAGGAUCAAGGAAUCGAGAUAUGGUCAAAACCAAUUGAACCAAAAGAGAAAGAAUACUAUUCCUAUGCAAUAGCUUUUGUUAGUCGUCGAACAAUGGGAACACCAUUUCCAUACAAUAUUACAUUAAAUAAUUUAGGAUUAAAUAACCCAAUUGGAUACAAAAUAAAGAAUUUAUUUGACAAUAUCACUACAAAAGAAAUUGUAAAACCAGAUUCAAUUCUUAAAGUUGUAGUAAACCCAUCAGGUGUGGUCUUGCUAAGAUUUAAUAUUAUUUCAAAAUUUGAGUACAUACAUGGUCGAUACAUUUGAUGACUUCUUCAUAACAGGUGUAUGAAUACCUGUACUGGAACAGUGUACAUCAUAGUUAUAAGUUAAAUUGGUUGUAAAAUAAUAAAUAACAUUGAUAAAAUAUUUAUACUACCAACAAAUAAUAAGA